UCACAAUUAUCCUUUAAAAGAGGCAAUUCUCCCCCAGAAUCCCACUAAGCACUUGAUAUUCAGUAGCAGUACUAGCUAGUACUCUAUCUAUAGCUAUGGCUUCCAAGAAAUUCAUUGCCACCAUUUUGAUCUUCUCCCUUCUUUUUCUCUCAACAUUUUCCAGUGCUUGCGAUCCUUGCCACCCCAAGCCAAAGCCUUCCCCCCCAACAGCACCAACUUGUCCUAAAGACACGUUGAAGCUAGGGGUCUGUGCUGACCUCCUUGGACCUGUUAAUGUUGUUGCUGGAACUCCACCUCGCAGCAAGUGCUGCAGUUUGCUUGAGGGCUUGGCUGACAUGGAAGUUGCCUUGUGUCUUUGCACUGCCAUUAAAGCUAAUGUGCUUGGAACCAACUUGAACGUGCCCGUCGCGCUCAGUGCAAUUGUUAGUGCAUGUGGCAAAUCCAUCCCUCCUGGUUUCCAAUGCUGAUGAAGGAUGAUUCUGGCACUGGCCCGUAUUAUUGUUUCUGUUUUGGGCAGCAGCUUGUAAGAGCGGCAUGUUGCUUGAUGUAUGAUCUUCUAGCUGGGUUUAAGAUCUAAAGGGUUUCUCGUCCAUUCCAAAAACGUCUUAGAGGAAGGGCAGGGCUACAUUAUCUGUGAUUUGUUCAAAAAACUUGGCAAGCCCGUUUGCCUAGGACUCGUGUACUUUUCUCAUGUUGGUCGUAACUCCAUCAAUUUCUUCUGUAUUAUCUUGAAUUAAUUAGCCAGUUGGGUUUGGAUGUGCUUUAACUA
Messenger RNA from Populus euphratica (Euphrates poplar), 769 nucleotides. Its product is annotated as 14 kDa proline-rich protein DC2.15-like. The record is from RefSeq and is a predicted model, not a curated record. The transcript has a single exon. NCBI's taxonomy places the organism in Eukaryota, Viridiplantae, Streptophyta, Magnoliopsida, Malpighiales, Salicaceae. Bases 96 to 467 code for a protein of 123 amino acids.